Molecule: messenger RNA, 1206 nt
Organism: Drosophila subobscura
Lineage: Eukaryota; Metazoa; Arthropoda; Insecta; Diptera; Drosophilidae
Gene: Hao
Product: peroxisomal (S)-2-hydroxy-acid oxidase GLO5
Exons: 2
Coding region: 103-1203 (366 amino acids)
Molecular function (GO): oxidoreductase activity; FMN binding
Source: RefSeq, a predicted model, not a curated record
GGGGGGUUCGGUUUAGUUCGACUCUUGGAGGUGCGGUGAGAAGUGCUAGAGCUAGAAUUGUAUACUAAUCCCAUUCAAUUGUUGCGUAACUUGACUGCGGACAUGGCGUUGGUGUGUGUGGAGGACUUUGAGAAAAAGGCAGCAGGGCAGCUGGAAAAGAAUGCACUCGACUACUACAGAAGCGGAGCAGGGGAGCAGUUCACGCUGGGGCUGAAUCGGGAGGCGUUCCGAAAGCUUCGCCUCCGUCCCCGGUGCCUGAGAGAUGUUUCCCGCCUGGACAUUGGCUGUCCGAUCUUUGGUGAGCAAAUGAAGUGGCCGCUAGGCAUUGCGCCGACUGCAAUGCAGAAAAUGGCUCAUCCAGAUGGCGAGGUGGGCAAUGCAAGAGCUGCCGGCAAAGCUGGAUCCAUAUUCAUUCUGAGCACGCUCUCGACCACAUCCCUGGAGGACUUGGCCGCCGGCGCUCCGGACACCUGCAAAUGGUUCCAGCUCUACAUCUACAAAGACCGCACAAUUACCGAGAAACUGGUACGCCGGGCAGAGAAGGCCAACUUCAAGGCUCUCGUUCUGACUAUUGACGCCCCAAUCUUUGGACAUCGCCGUGCCGAUGUGCGCAACAACUUCAGCCUACCGUCGCACCUGACUUUGGCCAACUUCCAGGGCGUGAAGGCCACAGGCGUGGCGACUACUGCAAUGGGCGCCUCUGGCAUUAAUGAGUACGUGUCCAGCCAGUUCGAUCCUACUAUAACCUGGCAGGAUAUCAAGUGGCUGAAGGGCAUUACACACCUGCCCAUCGUUGUGAAGGGGGUAUUGACUGCAGAAGACGCCGUGCUCGCCAAGGAGUUUGGCUGUGCCGGGAUAAUCGUGUCCAACCAUGGAGCCCGCCAAAUAGACACAGUCCCUGCCUCAAUAGAGGCCCUCCCCGAAGUAGCGAAGGCUGUAGGCAACGAUCUGGUAGUCAUGCUGGACGGUGGCAUUAUGCAGGGCAAUGAUAUCUUCAAGGCCCUAGCUCUGGGAGCGAAGACUGUCUUUGUCGGUCGUCCUGCUGUCUGGGGUCUAGCCUACAACGGACAGAAGGGCGUGGAGGAUAUGUUGAGCGUGCUCAGAAAGGAUUUCGAGAUCACAAUGGCAUUGAUCGGCUGCCAAACACUGAAUGAUAUUCAAUCUUCGAUGGUGGUACAUGAGUCCCAAUAUUCCAAGCUUUGAGUA